Messenger RNA from Podarcis lilfordi (Lilford's wall lizard), 31413 nucleotides. NCBI's taxonomy places the organism in Eukaryota, Metazoa, Chordata, Lepidosauria, Squamata, Lacertidae. The record is from the annotation of a GenBank genome assembly.
AUGACUUGGCUUUCCUGUUUAGGAAACACACACGACUUUUUAAAGGGACAGUGGCUUGUGAUGACAGUUCCCCAAGUGCCCGCUGUCCUUCUUCACCGAAUUGAACAGGAACUGGACGCGGAGGAAAGGGAAACUAUGCAGUAUUUGUGCCGAGAUCUUGUUCCUGACGUACCUGCAGCAGAGACCCGGAAACUCUUCGUGGCUUUGAACGAGAGGGAGAUACUGACGCUCAGCACUUUGUCUGAACUCCUGUACAGACUGAAGAGAUUUGACUUGCUGAGGAAAGUCCUAGGGACUGGGAAGGCAGCCGUGGAAGCCAAUUUGUCUCAGUUUCCCCCGUUGAUACCAAAGUACAGGUGAGUUCAGUGCAUCGAUUUCCUCCGCGGCUAGUGAUUUAAGAUAACCACAUUCACUUGCUUGUUUCAUAUUUAUUUAUUUAUUUAUAAUAAUUUUUAUUAAUUUUAACAUAUGAAUUAUAAUACAUACCACAAAACUUCACCACUUAUACAAUCUUUUUAUGAACUCCCAUCAGCACCUCUGAUGAUCCCCCGUUUUAACCACUUCUUAGGCAUUUCUUAAAUUCAUAUUGCCUUUAAUUAUCUUAACUAAUUAUCCUCCCCUUCAUCCAUUUUUGCAAUAGUUCCAAUAAUUCACCUCACAAAACUUCUUGCAAACCUACAAACGUAGUUUGAUCGUCACUAUUACUUUUCAAAUAGUCUGUAAAUUUACACCAGUCUUCUGUGAAUUUCUGGUCCCGCAGAUUUCGAAUCCUUCCUGUUAGUUUGUCUAAUUCUGCAUAGUCCAUUAAUUUCAUCCUCCAUUCUUCUUUCGUUGGUAAUUCUUCUUGCUUCCAUUUUUGUGCUAUUCUUGCUGCCGUCAUUGCACAUAAAAACAGCUUACAUCUUUUCUAUUUAUAUCACUUCUUACCAUGCCCAGUAAAAAUGCUUCUGGUUUCUUUAUGAAUGUAUAUUUCAACAUUUUUUUCAUCUCAUUAUAUAUCAUUUCCCAGAAGCUUUUCACUUUUUUACAUUCCCACCACAUGUGAUAAAAUGUUCCUUCUUUUUCUUUACAUUUCCAACAUUUGUUGCUAACUUGGUAUAUUUUAGCUAAUUUAACAGGUGUAAUAUACCAUCUAUAAAUCAUUUUCAUCACAUUUUUUUUGGCUGUUUCAUAUUUAAACAUCAAGAAAGAUCAGAUGGCAGUAUUUUGGUAGGGCUUCAGCAUAUAUUUUGCAGUACUGUAUUCUUUCCUCUUCUCUCUCCAGGGGAAAACAUCCAGAUUAAAUCAAGAUAGUAAAUCAGAUCAACUCCAUGCUUUCCAACUCCCAUGUGGGCUUGAAAUGCAAAGAAGGGGCAAAUGGGUUCUGUCCCCAUGUUCAGUGUCAUCCACCACAACCCCCGCCCAAUGCAUGCCAGGAAACAAACCACAAAACAGGAUUCAGAUAACCUGACUCGCUAGACUCUGGCUUAUGUCAGCAGCGCUGCAGCAGGAACGAUUCAGGAGCUUUUGAGCAAUGUGCCUUGGUUUGUUUCAAACUACAGUGGUACCUCAGGUUACAUACGCUUCAGGUUACAGACUCCGCUAACCCAGAAAUAGUGCUUCAGGUUAAGAACUGCUUCAGGAUGAGAACAGAAAUUGUGCUCCGGUGGUGCGGUGGCAGCAGGAGGCCCCAUUAGCUAAAGUGGUGCUUCAGGUUAAGAACAGUUUCAGGUUAAGAACGGACCUCCGGAACGAAUUAAGCACUUAACCCAAGGUACCACUGUAUAGUUUUAAUGUGUUGUGUAAACCAGACCGCUGAGAGGGGGAAAGAAUGCCUUCUGCUGGGUCAAGGACAAUAAUAAUAAUAAUAAUAAUAAUAAUAAUAAUAAUAAUAAUAUAUUUAUACCCCGCCCAUCUGGCUGGGUUUCCCCAGCCACUCUGGGCGGCUUCCAACAGAACACCAAAAUACAAUAACCUAUUAAACAUUAAAAGCUUCCCUAAACAGGGCUGCCUUCAGAUGUCUUCUAAAAGUCUGGUAGUUGUUUUUCUCUUUGACAUCUGGUGGGAGGGCGUUCCACAGGGUGGGCGCCACAACUGAGAAGGCCCUCUGCCUGGUUCCCUGUAACUUGGCUUCUCGCAGUGAAGGAACUGCCAGAAGGCCCUUGGUGCUGGACCUCAGUGUCCGGGCAGAACGAUGGGGGUGGAGACGCUCCUUCAGGUAUACUGGAACGAGGCUGUUUAGGGCUUUAAAGGUCAGCACCAACACUUUGAAUUGUGCUCGGAAACAUACUGGGAGCCAAUGUAGGCUCUGUAUUGUGUACACGAGCCUUCGUCAGACUGGAUAGCAGCUUCCAUCAGCCCCAGCCAUCAUGGCUACUAGAGAUGAUGGGAUUUGGAGUUUUAAAACAACCAACUUGGGGGAAGUGGCUGGUCCAUGCCGACCAGAAGUGGCUUUUCAGAUAGAAGCCUGUUCCAACUCUAGCUGGAGAUGCCAGGGACUGGACUUGUACAUGCAGAUAUAUGACUUCUUUCUCAGUCCCCCUUUUCAUCUUUCUCGGUGUCUCCCACGCAGCAUUAAAUGAGCAGCACAUUGUCCUCCUUCAUUAUUUAUUUUUUAAAAGUGCAAGGCUGAGAAGGACUCAGUUUUUCAGGGGCUCACCUGCCUGAAUCGCUGACCUGGACUUUGCCGUGCCUCCUGUUUUGUGUCAAUGCAGAUACAGGAUAGGGCAACUUCCUUCAGAGGUGAGAGAUUUUGCUACAAGUCUGCAUUGGCAGUGAUGGAACGCUCCUGUCAUAUUCAGUGCAUAAAUACAGCAGAAAUCCACUCUCAGAAUGGGUACCCUGGACUGACAACAGCCUAUAUUCAUUCAUUCCUUGCAAUUCACAGUGCAGUCCUGUGCAUUUUUUCCCUCGGAAAUAAGUUGUCCAGUUGUGUCCUUCUACUCUCAGAAGGUAGUUUCCUCCAGAUGAGCUUUCCAUGAACAGAAAGGGGAAGACGGGUGAUUUUUUAGCAAACUUCCCCUUUUUCCUGCAACUUCCUACACUGUUUCAAAGGAUCAAGAGUAGCUCAGGAGAGGAGAGAAAACCAACCAAACCACUCUCCUCCAAUUCCAUUCACUGCAUCCAAGAGACUUCCAUGAGUGAAGGAUCAUAACCCAUUGUGUUUAAUUCCCCUAGUUAAAUGUUUUUGGGACAGCAGGUGGAGAAUGAUUGUUCCAGUCCACGAGCAUAAAUACUGUAGUGUAAAAAAGCAGGGUUUGUUUGUGUGUGCUUAAAAAAUCGGUUCAGGAAGGAAUUGUGUGUGGUAUGGGAAGUACUGACUGACCCAAUCAUUAAGAGAAAUGGGAUUAUGAAUUAAUUUCAAAUGGCAACUCUCUGUGUUUGUGCGCAGGGCGCUAAUGGCAGAAAUCAGCAAGGAACUGGAUGAAGAAGAUCUGCGUUCCUUUAUGUUCCUCAUGAUGAACGAUACAUCCUAUGGGAAGACAGCAAAAGAGAAGGUUUGUUACCUCUUUCUGAAAUCCUGGAGCUUCACAAAACUGUGAAGCUGUUAAGCUUAAAGGCCUCCUUUGUGUGAAAAGCCGCGUGCUUCCUUUUAAUGGAAAGAGAACAGAUACUCGGAGGGAAGGAAGUUUGAGGGGGGGAAACCCUGAGCGUUGUUUCCCAAACUUGAGUCUCCAUCUGUUUUUGGACUACAGUUACCAUCACCCCUGACCACUGGUCCUGCUAGCUAGGGAUGAUGGGAGUUGUAGUCCACAAACAGCUGGAGACCCAAGUUUGGGAAACCCUAAACCAGAGGAUAGCUCAGUGUGGCCCUCCAGGCCUCUUCCUGGCCCUUGGCCCUGUCAUCAGUCCUACUGCACAUUGCCCUCAAGUGGUUUUGCUGGUGUGCAGUGCUGGGUUGCAACUGUGAUAAUGCCUCUUGCUUGGCUGAUGAAGAGACGUCGCUGUGUCAAAAACCUUCUGACUUUUGCACAGCUGGAAUGUAGAGUUCUUUGCCAACGUAAAAGUUCCAAUUUCCAAUUAAACUUUUUAUUUGUGAAUGGCAUCAUUCGGAAGGAGAACAAAAAGGAAAACAACAACAAUAACCAUAAAAAUCAUCUGGCACAGACAUACAAUAAAACCACGGUCACGGCUACUAAAAUUAUUUGUUGCAUAUAGAAUAGAAUAGCAGAAGAUUCUCGGGUAAGAUGUGGCAAAUUAAAUAUCCGAAUCCCUUUUGCAGUUGACUUCUAUCUUGUCUAGUUCCUUCCUCCUGAUCUUCUUAGCUGCCGGCGCAUAGAGUGCUACUUUAUAAGUAACAAAGUCGUCGGCAUUGCUCAGCAGCCAUUUCACCCUGUCCACCCUAUUCAAAUGUGUUCCAUUCGUAAACGGGUUUUAUAAUUUGGUCUCUUGGGUCUAUAUAUAACAGGCACUGCAAUAAAUAAUGGCACGGGUCCUCGACGCAGGGUUGUCAACACAGACAGAGUCUCUCUCCGUAAUGUACUUUGCCGUACCGUCCGUCCAACACUGCCGAGGGCAUCGAUUGGAAUCGUAGUUCUGUAAAAGUGGUUCUUAGUUCUGUAAAAGCGGCAACUGGGAGCUUUGUCAGAUAUCUGACUCGGGCAUGCUCUGUUUUGAUAAGUAGAAACCAUGGUGAGCUCUUGCCAACGUAAGAGUUGCAGCUGUUGCUCUGCCUAGUCCCAUCCACCAUUGGCAAUGUGGCCCUUGGACUGAAUAAGUUUUUCUACUUUGGUGAUCAGGGCAGAAUGAAUAAACGCAGUGGAACGGAAAAAUCAGGAUAGAAAGCAAAGGGGCUGGUAUUAUAAUGCCCUUUCAAAUGUGUGGGUGGAAGAAUCAUCAUCAAUCUUUAUUACGGUCCAGAGACCCAACAAAUUGUUACAAAGCAAUGCACAAUUCAUACAGCCUACCUCCAGGUUAAACAAGCAUUUUGUUCGGAAUAUAGGGAUCAUUGGUUCUUGCAACCACUGAGAAAAACUUUGCCACUGCUAAUGUUCUAGCAUUUGUCCGGUCUUCCAAUAGGAACCUGACAUAGUGAGCCUCUGAUUUUCCCGGGAAAGGUACCAGCAAGGCUAGUAUCAGUUCAGCCUUGGCUUGCUCAUAUUUUGCACAGUGCAACAAAAUAUGUUUUAUGGAAUCGAUGUCUUGAGCACACGAGCAAAGUCUGUCCUGGUAGGGAACUCCUCUCAACCUGCCAUCCAACACUGCAGAAGGAAAGACGUUUAGUCUGGCUUUGGUGAAUAGCCUUCGGUAGUUUGGUACUGUCAGGUUUUUAAUGUAAGAUGUUAACUUAAAAAUAUGCCCAUAUUGUACUCCUACUGCCAGCGGACUACAGACUGCGUGUGAUCGAGAUCGCAAGCCACUGUGUGCAUUAUCCCAUAAUCUUUGCUUUAACGUCUUUAGGGUGCCUUCAUAACCCAGGUAAUACAGUUGGGGGGGGGGUGACAGACCAAUAGAGGUGGCUUUUUUAGCCACGGUGGAAGAAUCUAUUCCCACAAAAGUCAAAUACAUUAACGGGUUUGAUCGGACAUUGCUGUAAACAGCUUUUGGCUUGGCUUGUCCCAAAGGCAGCAAAGCCCAUCAUGUUAAAUUCAGCAGAGAGCAUCGUUCUAUCAUUCAAACCGGGUACCAAAUCCAGACAGCAAAGGGCAAUGUGGAAAGGCAUUGGGUGGCUGCCUUGUCAACUCAUGAGUUAUUUUUUUUGCCUUCUUGGAAUUUCACAAAAAAAUGUAAGCACCUUUUCAUAGGCAUUCCAUGUAAUAACACACUUCUGAAAAAACAACCCUGAUUUGCUUGUUUCUAAAGCUGGUCUUCAGUUGGGUGUUUUCUCUGCUACAUGCUCUGAGGAAUUGGAGCAGAGCAAAUUCAAACUCUAAAUGACUGAGUAGAGAAAAGAAAGAAGUUGUCUGUUCCUCUUUCUCUUUCUCUUUUCAUCCGCCCCCCACCCAAGGGUGCUGUUAAUUGUGCAGUUGUUCCUGCAUUGGAAUUUUGAAAGUAUUGAUCUGUGUCUCACAAGGGGAAUAUCAGUAAUUACAUUAGUUAGAAUUAUGUCCCGUAUGUAUAUGAGACAUGUCUUAGAUAUGAGUCAAGAGUUCUGUAGCUGACUGAGCAGGGGAGAGAAAUGCAAAUCAUUCAUCUGAGAACUUACUUUGGUGGGUCUUGCAAGAGCUUCAGACUCUCUUUCAGCUCUCAAUGUGAUAGCUAACAACACUUCGGCAACCCGUUCUCCCACCCAAAAGUUUAUUUGAUGAGGGCCCUUUUUGAUCCAGUAGAUUAAGGGAACCUUGGGCCCAGGGCUGAAUGUGGCCCUCCAAGCUUCCAUAUCUGGUCCUUGAGACUCUUUCACAUGCCACACCCCUUACUGGUCUUUCACCACAAAGUCCUUGAGCACUUUUGCUGUGCUGGAAUAUGUCAUUUAACUCCUGUCUAAAAUGUAUGAUUAUUUGCUGGAAUGGGACACUAAGGAUGAGUUAAUAAAAGAAGUCAUGGUAAAGCGGGCGGUGGACUUUGGUCACAACAUUGAAUAUGAUAAAUGGGUUAAAUUAUGGAACGAAGGUAUGAAAUUUACAGCGUGCUCCACCUUAAGAGAAAAUUUAGGGGAAAUGAUGUACCGGUGGUAUAUUACCCCGGUCAAAUUGGCAAAAAUGUAUAAAUUGAGCGAUAAAGCCUGUUGGAAAUGUAAAUUAAAAGAUGGGGAUUUAUACCUCAUGUGGUGGGAGUGUGAAAAGAUGAAAAAGUUCUGGGACUUAAUAUAUAAUGAACUGAAGAAACUUUUUAAGUAUACAUUCCUGAAAAAACCGGAGGCUUUUCUAUUAGGGAUAAUAGGGAAGGAAGUAAAAAAGGAGGAUCAUAAAUUAUUCCAAUAUGCUACAGUAGCAGCUAGGAUCCUCGUGGCUCAAAAGUGGAAAUCACCGGAGACUCCAACGGUAAUGGAAUGGCAGGCCAAAUUUUUUGAGUAUACAGAAUUAGCUAAAAUGACUUAUAAAAUCCUAGACCAAAAAGGGACAAAGUUUGAAGAAGAGUGGGGUAAAUUUGUUGCAUACAUAAGAAUUAACUGUAGAAGUUUAAAAACUAUAGCAGGGUUAACAUAAAUCCUGUGAUGUGUAUAGAAGGUGAAUAAGAAUCUGCGAGAGAAGAUAUAUAUUAAAAAAACCGAAGCAAGGAAGGAAGGAAGUCUGGGCGUGAAUGUACGCAGUGUAAAUAAGAUGACAUAAUAUGAUGACUGUAAAAUAUUGUUUUAUUUUUGUUUGUGGAAAACUCAAUAAAAAGCAUUAAAAAAACCAAAAAAAAACCCCCACUUAUCUUGUUUGCUUGGGGUGUGUGAAUAUUUGUAGAAACUAGCUUACUGUAAAUACUGAACUGUGCUCCCUUACUGAACAAAUGAAUGUGGCCCCUGGAAAGCUGUCCAGAAAGCCAAGUAGCCUUUGAACUGAAAAUGUUUCCCCACCCGUGCAGUAAAUAAAAGUCUAGGGCUUUCCAUAUAAGUUGCAGGCUCAAACUCUGCUCAGCAGUAAACUCACAGUGUUGGCAGCUUUGCGUCAUGCCACCGUGUCUUGGACUCAGUUCCUCAUCUGUAAAAUGGGAAAUAUCAACUUUGCAGUGUUUUCAGAUGGGCGGAGUAAUAUUUUGCGCUUACUCGCAAGGUAGCCUGUGUAGGAAACGCUAGUGCCAGUGUUGGUUGUACACAUCAACCAAAAAGAAAAAGAAAAAAUAUUUGUGGCCUCUGAAAUAUUAAAAUAAAGCAUAUUGUUUCCCAUUUUGUUUCUCUGGCCUCCUUGCAAGUUGGAUGUAUACUGCUUGGUCUGCUGUUUUAUACAUUUGUUCCAAUUCUCUUACAGACUUUCCUGACAAUUAUAACUGACCUUGAGAACCUAGACCUGGUGUCUCCUAGCCGCCUAGAUUUUCUGGAAGAUUGCUUCUUGCACAUGCGCAGGAGAGACUUGGUGAAGAGGAUACAGAAGUUCAAGCAGGAAGGUAAGGCUCUGAAAUAAUAUUAACGUUGAAUAGAGUAUUUAAGAGAAAUUGAACAUGACAUUCUUGGUAGGAGCUGUAGCUCAGUGGUUGAGCUCUUGCUUUGUGUGGAAAAGCGUCUCACUUGGGUAUUCCCAAGCAGGCAUUCGAACAACAACAAUCCCUUGCAAAGAAUCCUGGGUAGUUUAGCGCACAGAGCUACACUCCAUACCUGCCAAGGCUGUUUCCCAGCCAAUGGAAUGACCAUGACAGAGAGUUAACUCUUUAUUAUUAUUAUUAUUAUUUAUACCCCGCCCAUCUGGCUUGGUUUCCCCAGCCGCUCUGGGCGGCUUCCAACAAAAUAUUAAAAAUACAAUAAAACACCAGACAUUAAAAACUUCCCUAAACAGGGCUGCCUUCAGAUGUCUUCUAAAAGUCAGAUACUUGUUUAUUUCCUUGACAUCUGAUGGGAGGGCAUUCCACAGGGUGGGCGCCACUACCGAGAAGGCCCUCUGCCUGGUUCCCUGUAACCUCACCUCACAGUGAGAAAAUCACCAGAAGGCCCUCGGAGCUGGACCUCACUCUCCAGGCUGAACGAUGAGUGUUACUAUUGUCAAUGAGUAACACAGUCGCCUCUACAGCUCUGGAUACCUAACCACACCAAUGUAGCAUUGCGGCAGCUACUCCCAGGCCUGCAACUGGGAACCACUCCCCCUUCACCAGUUUAUGUACCUUCCGACAGGCUGUGUGCAUGUUUCCGAAGACUACGCCUGCAUAGAAUUUGCCGCUGCUCUCCUCACUUCACGUCUCUCCUGAUUCUGGGAGACAGUGGUGCAGGAGAGGGUGGGAAAGCACCCAACCCUUCUCUCACCUAGCCUGCCUCUUCCUCCUCUUCUUCCAGCUCUGAAGCUUCCCUUGCCUCUGAUUCUUGCCUCCAGGCUCAUACAGGUCACCACAAAGCACAGCCACUCUCUUCCAAGUCAGACUCCAUCUUCCUUUCCCCUGGUGUACACUUGUUCUGCCAGUCCCUGACACCACCACUGUUAGCAGUUCCCAGGAUUAUUGAGGAGAGAGGUGCUGUUUAAAUGUAAGGCCUACUGAUUUUCUCAGUUACUGCCCUCCAAAUCUACCACCAGGGAGGGCACUCAUAUGAUUAACACAGGGUUCAAUUUGGGAGAGGCAUUCUGAGUAUUGUGAGUCCAGCAUAGUGUUGUUUACCAGUUCAGAAGUGGGGAAGCAACGAAGGGCACUUUGUUGCUUGUUGUUUAGUCGUGUCCGACUCUUUGCGACCCCAUGGACCAGAGCACGCCAGGCACUCCUGUCUUCCACUGCCUCCCGCAAUUUGGUCAAACUCAUGCUGGUAGCUUCGAGAACACUGUCCAACCAUCUCGUCCUCUGUCGUCCCCUUCUCCUUGUGCCCUCCAUCUUUCCCAACAUCAGGGUCUUUUCCAGGAAGCCUUCUCUUCUCAUGAGGUGGCCAAAGUAUUGGAGUGUCAGCUUCAGGAUCUGUCCUUCCAGUGAGCACUCAGGGCUGAUUUCCUUAAGGAUGGAUACGUUUGAUCUUCUUGCAGUCCAUGGGACUCUCAAGAGUCUCCUCCAGCACCAUAAUUCAAAAGCAUCAAUUCUUCGGGGAUCAGCCUUCUUUGUGGUCCAGCUCUCACUUCCAUAAAUCACUACUGGGAAAACCAUAGCUUUAACUAUACGGACCUUUGUCGACAAGGUGAUGCUUUUCAAGAUGCUGUCUAGGUUUGGAAGGGCACUUUAUUUAUUCCUGUAACGCAAGGUUUUCCCUGAUUGUGCCAAACCUGAGCAUUUUACAUUUUAUGUAAAGGGUGCAAGGACCCCCAGUUCUGUAAAGGGAAGACGGGUGUUUUUCCUCCUCUCCUUCUGGGAAGAGGGUGGGGGCACAGUUUUAGAAGCAUGUGCUAGUAUACUGUUUGUUCACGAUAGGCCAUGGCCCAGGGCCAUGAAUGACCCAGUCUUAAAAUGUGUUUACUCAGAGUUAAGUCCCAAUGAGUUUUAAGUUCCACGCUUAAAAGUGUUAAGAGACAAAGGACAACUGGAUUAUAGGGAACCAUUGCAAUUAGAGUGCAGAUUCAGUACUAAUCAUUUGAUGAUUAUGGAGCAAAAUAGAAAUUACCCUAUUUUUCGCCCUAUAGGACGCACUUUUUCCCCUCCAAAAAUGAAGGGGAAAUGUGUGUGUGUCCUAUGGGGCGAAUGCAGGCUUUGCUGAAGCCUGGAGAGCAUGAGGGGUCGGAGCGCACUGACCCCUCUCGCUCUCCAGGCUUCGCGCAGCUCUUCGCAAGCCGUGGGAGCCCGUGCCGGGCUCCCGCGGCUCGCGGAGAGUUGCCUGUUCUGGGGGCUGGGGUCGGGGAAAGCUCGGGCUUCCCCCGUCCCAGCCCCGCGCCUGGGGGGGAAAUAAAUCCCCCCCCCAAAAAAACUAGGUGCGCCUUAUGUGAUGGUGCGUCCUAUAGGGCGAAAAAUACGGUAACUGCAAGGACGUACCACGAAGGAUUUGUGCUUUGUUACAGUGAACGGUAAAAAAAUUAAAUCAAGCAAUGGACGGGGCUGGAGUAGAAAGUUACGCUGCUAGGGAAUUAUGACUGUUUAUAUCAUUUGUGAGAGCCGGUGUUCCAUUUUCAUCUCCAGAGCAUCCCAUUGGCACUUCGUCUGUAUGUGCUAACAGACUUCAGGCAUCAUUUCCUGAGCUGUCUAUUGCUGAUCCUCCGGCGGUAAGUGUGAAUGAACCCAAUGCACUGAAAUGGUUGUCCAGUCAUGCUUUUAGGAGAAAGGAUGGUGCAAUACCAAGAGAACAUAAGAAAGCAUGGUUUAGUGACUGAAUCGACAAGUUUGCUGGUCCUUUUAAAAAUUGGAUUUGGCACAACGUAGCACUUUUAACAGGGACGCAGGUGGUGCUGUGGGUUAAACCACAGAGCCUAGGACUUGCUGAUCAGAAGGUCGGCAGUUUUUACAUGAGUAGAAUGUGCCCUUUUAUUUAAAAUGCAUACCUGGGUUAUUUGUGGGGCAUAGAAAUUCGUUCAUCCCCCCCCCCAAAUAUAGACCGGCCCCCCACAAGUUCUGAGGGACAGUGGACCCGCCCCCUGCUGAAAAAGUUUGCUGACCCCUAAGCUCUAAAAUAGGAAGGGGAACCUGAGGAACUUUACCCAGGUAUUGUCAUAAUACUUGCCUUCUUAUAUUGUCUCUCCCUUUCCUAAUAAUUUCCAUUGUGGAAUUUUCAACAUGAAGUGAAAUGUGAUUAGUUUCUGGUUUCAUUCGCAGGUUGGGAAUCAAGGCAGGCUGUCAAAUGGAGAAUGUGCCUUUCAGGGUAAGUAAGACCUGUUAAUCUUUAGUAGCCUUGUGCUGCAAUCCUAUACCCACUGACUUGGAAGUGAGCCCCAUUGAGCUCAGUGAGCCUUAUUUCGUGAGUAGACAUGUAUAGGGCGGAGCUGUUCGGACUGUCAGUCCAGAAGUGUAGUUUUGUUAAUAAAACAUCCAACAUUCUUUUGAGUGCUGGGAAAGAUGGAUCAAAGGUUUUGAACUGAGAUCUUCCAUAUCCAAACCCGACGCUCUAACCACUGUACUUCGGUGCCUGUCUUAUGCUCGGGCAUCUGGGUCUCUUUAUGCAGGAAUAUGCACCAAAAUCCCCCUAUUUGUUUUAAUAUGUUGUUAACAGUCAUAUUUCAACAGCCACAGAUCUUGAACACACUUCUGGAUCCCAUAUGCUUCCCCAAGGACAUUCUUUUUUAAAUCAAAUUGACAUUAAAUAGCUUUGUGAGUUUCCCUGUAUCGGGGGGGGAAAAUUAUGUCUCAGGUUUUACAAUUUUUAAUAUGUGCUGUAAGCAGCCCAGAGCGGCUGGAGAAACCCAGCCAGAUGGGUGGGGUAUAAUAAUAAUAAUAAUAAUAAUAAUAAUAAUAAUAUUUUGACCAGAUGAAAAGUUAUAAUGCUGGGGUAGAUGAUGGUGAAGUUUUUGGCCAGGUGAAAUGUACCAUCAGGGUUUGGCAACACAGUGUCCUCAAGGUUUUGGUAGACUCCAACUCUCAUCAUCCCCCGCUGGCAUAGCCAAUGUUCAGGGAUGAUGGGAAUUGUAACUCAACCAUUUCUGAAGGUCACCCAUUUUCCUAUCCCUGCGAUAAUGUCACAGCUGUUUAUGUGUGUAUGUGUCUUUAUGUGUUGUUGUUCUUUUAAAAAAAUAAACAUGACUUUGUAGGAAAAUACAGAUCUUCCAUAAAUACAGUGGUACCUCUGGAUGCGAACGGGAUCCGUUCCAGAGCCCCGUUCGCAUCCUGAAGCGAACGUAAGACGCGACUGCGCAAGUCGCGUUUCGCCGCUUCCGCGUAUGUGCGUGACGUCAUUUUGAGCGCGCUCCGUUACUUCCGGGUUGCCACGGAGCACAACCUGAAAAUAUUUAAGCUGAAGCAUAUUCAUCCCGAGGUAUGACUGUAACAACAUUGAAUUUUGUAUUUGCAGCAGCAAAGGUUAACAUAUCAAUACCAGAAACAGGAGGAGCUGAAGCACAGGUAUCGUAUAAUAUGUGGGCCCUUGUGUCUUUCCUAGUUACCAUUCGCAUCCAUUUCUUUCAGUGCAGAAAGUGAUGUAAUUUUAGAAAGUACAGUGGUACCUCGGGUUAAGUACUUAAUUCGUUCCGGAGGUCCGUUCUUAACCUGAAACUGUUCUUAACCUGAAUCAUCACUUCAGCUAAUGGGGCCUCCCGCUGCUGCCGCGCCACCGGAGCACGAUUUCUGUUCUCAUCCUGAAGCAAAGUUCUUAACCUGAGGUAAUAUUCUGAGUUAGUGGAGUCAGUAACCUGAAGCAUAUGUAACCCGAGGUACCGCUGUAAUGAAUUAAUUAAGUAAUGGGCCUGGCUGUUCUUUCUCCUGUGCUUCUUUCUUAGAGCUGUCGAACGCAUUGCACUUCGAAGGCAAGCAAGGGGUGACAAGUUCCUCCCUCUUUAAAUUCUUCUGCUUUGGCUGCCACUAUAUUUUCAUGGCUGUGAGAUUUUCAUGGCCCUGGGCCAAACACACAUGAAAAUCACAACACAAUCUGCCCUUUAGAACGCUACAGAUAAAGGAAAUUGUGCGUGAGGACUCCAGUACUUGAGCUUUAAAUAAAGCUGAGGGCUAAUUGACUCUUGGGACGCGGGUGGCGCUGUGGGUUAAACCACAGAGCCCAGGACUUGCUGAUCAGAAGGUCGGCGGUUCGAAUCCCUGUGAUGGGGUGAGCUCCCGUUGCUCGGUCCCAGCUCCUGCCAACCUAGCAGUUCGAAAGCAUGUCAAAGUGCAAGUAGAUAAAUGGGUACCGCUCCGGCGGGAAGGUAAACGGUGUGUCCGUGUGCUGCUCUGGUUUGCCAGAAGCGGCUUAGUCACGCUGGCCACAUGACCCGAAAGCUGUACGCCGGCUCCCUCGGCCAAUAAAGCGAGAUGAGUGCCGCAACCCCAGUCAGUCACGACUGGACCUAAUGGUCAGGGGUCACUUUACCUUUACCUUUAAUUGACUCUUACCAUCUUGUCACCAGCAUUUGUCUGCUCAACUUGAGACUGGGGGGAGCUGCUUCCAGUUAGAGGAGUCCUGGGUACUAGGCCCAAUCAACUUGGACUACAAUACUAACCAUGUCUGUCCAUUGAGUUCAGUGGGAGUUACUCCCAGGUUAGUAGGGUUAGGAUUGCAGCUGUAGUCUAGAUCCAACCCAUAGACCUCUCCCAGACCUACAGAAGGUGAGAGCCAUUGUCUCUUAAAAAAAACUAUCACUGCAAACACCUGUGUUAUAUAAGGUCUACUUUCACUCCAUUCAGGGCCCCACUCGGCUAGGAAUUUCUUUUUUUUUUUUUUAAUAUAAUUUUUAUUAACAGGCCAAUCAAAUUACAUUAAUUCCAAAUCACAUUAGUUCCAAAUUAUACAGCCAAAUUUUAAAAUUUUUUUGUUGGGGGUACCCAUACUUCAAGCUCCGAAAGGGAUCCAAACUUCACUCUUGCUGAUGCUUUAAUUACACAGUUCUAUCCAGUUCUGUCCAGAUAGUCUCUUAGUUAUUUUCCUCAUCUUCUUCUUGUUAUCAUAUAUUCCUUUCUUUGUGAUCUCUGAUAAUCUUCACAAGCGGGUUGCAAACAAACAUAUUCUGUGUGGGUUUUACACUCUCCAAGAGUCAUAUCACAUAAAAGACAGACGCCAUUUCCACACCUCCGUAAAAAACAUUCCCACAGUCAGUCCAUUGAUUUCCACAGGCUUGCCAAUCUAUAUCGGGGGACUGCCAGGUCAAGAUCACAUUCCGAUAACCAUACAUUCACAUUCCGAUGACCCUGGUCCUCCUCCCCCUCGUCCUCCUAUGGGCAAGCCUGUCUUAACGAAAGUCCAUUUGUAACUGUGUCAUAAAACUUUCUUUUCAUUCCCCGAUGUUUCCACCAGUCCUCUCUUUCAUCAGUAAUUCAUUCCCACACAGUUCUUAACUCCUGCUUGUGAUUAGUAAUUAGCAACGAUUCUUCUCUCUGGAGGGGAGGGUUAUUGGUACUCACAUAAGACAAAAUAAGAAAAGUUUUUUCCUCCCCCCCCCUUUCCGUUUCACUCCAACAUACCAGUCUUUUAAUGAUUAUUCUUCACUUGAUUUAUUUGUCCAGCCCGUCACUCCGCUCGCAGAGAUCCCAUUAAUCAGCAGUCUUUACUCCCGAUCUUCACUUGAUGUAUGUGCAUUAGCUUUUUUCCAAUUAUAUAUUUCCAAUUAUAUAUUUUGAGCUAAUGCGAACCAGUGCGCGAUUAGAGACAGCAUCAGGGAGAGCCGACCUCGCCCAAGGGCUUCGUGCCAAGUGUCCUCACCCCCUUCUUUCGAAUCCGGGGGUGAAUUAUGGACACAGCUGGCAAGGCAGUCCCCCCAUUCCCUUGGGGGGGGCAAGGGAGGCUGCAUACUCCCAUCACAGCCUCUUAAUUACCUUGUGUGGGUCGGAGAGAUGUUAUUGUCGGCCAUCUUCCAAUGCGCCCCCUGGUGGCCCCUCGGCUAGGAAUUUCUUGCAGGUGUAUUCCGUACAAUACUAGUGCGUUAGAGGUAGACAUAUUAUACUAAUCCAUACAUCAUUCUGCUUUAUUAGAUGUUCCCCGACAUUAUUGCCAUCCUGCUGGGAAAGGGCAGUCUUGCACGAUGCUACAACAAAAUAGUGUGUCAGGCGGUGGGGGGUUGGAUAAACUGGAACAUUUGUAGUAAAUAAAAAAAGAAGUUGCGGGAUUUUAGCAGGACGUUAUGGGACAUGCACCGAUUGGAAACAAAGGAUGAUGUCUGCCCUGAGAUCUUUGCAGGCACAAACUGUACAGGAAGUGGGAUUAUUCAUAACUGCUUCCGAUACCCUAAUGAGCACUAAUCAUCAUGAAUGCACGGUAAAAAGGGCAUCUGGAGUUAUCCGUAGAACUACACUAGGCUCGGCAAAAAAAUACCUUGGAAAAGGGAAUGAGGAAAAGGUCCAUGUAUUGGAGAUAGGAUCUAAAUAAUUACGUUUUGUCAUUCAAUGCAGGUCCUUAACAAAUACAGAAUGCGAAGCAAGCCCUUGGGAGUAUGCUUGAUUAUAGACUGCAUUGGCAGCGAUACAAGUAAGUGCUAGGAAAAAUUGAAUUUCUUCUUUAACUGCUGGAGUCUGCAACUCACGUAAUCUUUUAAUAGCUCAGGUUUGAUGAGAUGGGCUCAGGCUCCCAGUUUUUCUUUGCUUGUAAAACACGGUGACUGAAAGCUCAAGUUGAUAAUUAGGUACUCGGCAUCGGUAUAGGGCCCUGAAGUGGUUGAAGUUCUCUACAAACCGUAUCUUGUAGGUCUGUCACAAAAAAAGUCUUCCAGGAAGGGGAGGGGAGGCGGUCCCUAGAUUAACAGAUCACACAAAGUUUUAAUUUUCCCUAGAUUGUGUGAUAGGUUUAAAUAAUAAGAAUAAGAAUAAGAAUAAGAAUAAUAACAACUUAUACCCCGCCCAUCUGGCUGGGCUUCCCCAGCCACUCUGGGCGGCUUCCAACCAAAUAUUAAAAUACAGUAAUACAUCAAACAUUAAAAGCUUCCCUAAACAGGGCUGCCUUCAGAUGUCUUCUAAAAGUUUGGUAGUUGUUGUUCUCUUUGACAUCUGGUGGGAGGGCGUUCCACAGGGUGGGCGCCACUACCGAGAAGGCCCUCUGCCUGGUUUCCUGUAAUUUGGCUUCUCGCAGUGAGGGAACCGCCAGAAGGCCCUCAGCACUGGACUUCAGUGUCCGGGUAAAACGAUGGGGGUGGAGAUGCUCCUUCAGAUAUACUUUGCUAAGUCUUUGCUAAGACUGUGUAUAUACACUACACCUUUAAAGCACAUUCCCUGCUCCCUACAGAAUUCUGGGUACUGUAGUUUAAGAAUUGCUGGGAAUGGUAACCCUGUGAGGAGUAAACUACAGGGCCCAGAAUUCUUUGAGGCAAAGAAUGUAUUCUGAGUGUAUUUUAAAGGUAUAGCGUGUACAAAGUCUGAAAUUGCUGUUUUCCGCUUAGCACUACAUUGUAUAAACUAGUCCCUUACAAUUUGUUGCCGUUUUGUAAUAAAACAAAGCAAAAGGGAAGCAGAUGGGAGAUGAUAACUUUUGAAUCAGUAAUGCCCAGUGUUAUGUACUGAAGUUCUCACCCUGGGCCAGCAGGGGGAUACUGUAGAUAGUUUUCACUCAGGUCCUCAUAUGCAAAUAAGGGAUUGAAAGUAACAUUCAGUGAUUGGAUAGUUACAGAAAAUGGUUACUGUUGCAUUCUAGUGGAGCUCUAUAUAAGCAGGCUGGCUGAACCCUUCAGUUCAGUUCUGUUCUGGCCUGUGAAUAAACAAGAGCUGUUUGAAGAAUCGCUGUGUCGUCUGAUAUGUUCACCCACAACUUAACACUGGCGACGAGGAUGGGAUCGAUGGACAACAGAGCACUCUCUGAGCACCCUCUGAAUCACUGAGCUGAAACACUGAGUGAAAUCACUGAACAGAACCAAUUCAGAGCUGACCGUUCUGGCUAGAGCACUGUGUUCCAUCCAUCGUCUCCAUAUUGGCAUCGGAACCAUGGCUUCACUUGUGCCUUUACCGCCGUUUGCGCCAGCCUCUGAAUCAUGGGACUCCUACCUCGCUUGGUUCGACGGCUACCUCCAAGCCAACGAGCUGAUGGAAGUAUCACAGGAGCGUAAGCGGGGCCUAUUCCUCAGCCUCUGUGGGCCUGAGGUGUUCGAAAUGGCCUGAGCAUUGGUUGAGCCUGUAGCAGUCCAGGCAACACUGUGGGACACGAUUCAAGAGAAGCUCUGCAACCACUACGCGCCAAAGCCGUCCAAGAUUGCUGCCCUCCAUGCGUUCUACCACCGGAACCAGGCAGAGGGGGAGUCAAUCAACAACUACACCACCGCCCUCCGACAGGCUGCAAUGCACUGCGAGUUCCGAGACUUAGACAAUGCCCUGAUGGAUCGAAUUGUCUGCUGGGUCUGGGACAUCCGUCUGCAACGGCGUCUCCUUGCCAAGCCAGACCUCACGCUGCAGAAAGCCAUUGAGGAGGCCGUGGCCUCGGAAGCUGCUGAACACUCCACUCGGGAGAUCCGCAAGGCCAGCAGCCCACGUCUUGCUAGGAAGCCAGUUCCAGUUCGUCAUGAAGAUGCCAGCAGUGAUGAGGCAUCCUCCAGUGAACACGAUGACGUGCACCAGACAAAGCGGGAGCGCAGGAAGUUCCAACAGAAGUCCAAGGGCCAAUCGGAAUGUGCCGGCUGCGGAGGCAACCAUUUCCGUGCCAAGUAUCGAUUCAGAGAUGUCAUCUGUCGGAAGUGUUCCAGAAGGGGCCACAUCGCUAAGGUCUGCUGAUCGGCUCCGUCUGACACCCCCCCUUCACCGACUCGCAAGUCCAAGUCUUCACUCCAGUCCGCCAUGGAAAGCUGUUUCGCUCUCACCAACUGCCGCUGCCCGUCUGGAACCAUGAUUGGCCAAACUGACUCGCCUACGUGAUGCAAGCUGAACGUCACGGUGCUCAUUGAAGGAGCUCCAUGUGACAUGAAAAUCGACACCGGAUCUGCCCUUUCCAUCGUGCCUUGGAGCACCAUCAAAAGACUGGUACCCAGAGUGUCCAAAAGGCAACUCGACUCUCACCUCGUACACCUGAGAGACUACCAGGGAAACAACAUUCCCAUGGUAGGCGUUGGCCGGUUCCGGAUUGCCUUCAAGGAUUUUUUGGGCCUGCUCCGACUGGUGGUGGUCGAAGGUCAGCGGCCAAGUCGCCUAGGGCUAGACUGGUUUGAUGCCCUUGGCCUGGAAGUCCCCGGUAUCAACUGCAUCUCUAACACAGAGACUGAGGGUCUGGUCAAAGACUUUGCCAAGGUUUUUGAUGGCACUUUGGGGCAAUAUACAGGUGCGCCCAUCUCCUUUAGCCUUGAUCCACAAGUCGCCCCAUCAAGCUAAAGCCACGCCAGGUUCCCUUUGCUCUCAUGGCUAAGGUGGACGAAUAACUGGACAAGCUGAUCGCCCAAGGAGUUUUGGAGCUGGUUGACCAUGCCAAGUGGGAAACCCCCAUUGUCACGCCUGUCAAGCCGGACGGGUCGGUGAGAAUCUGCGCCGACUGCAAGCGCAUGAUCAACAAGGCACUUCAGCAGCACGCUUACCUGGUUCCUGUUGUCCAACACCUGCUGCAUUCCCUGAGUGAGGGUAAGGUCUUUGCUAAGCUGGACCUUGCCCAAGCCUAUCAACAACUGCCCAUCAAUGAUGCCACCGCUGAAGCCCAGACGAUCGUCACCCACCGAGGGGCAUUCCGUUGCCGCCGUUUGCAGUUCGGGGUGAGUGAGACUCCUGGCAUCUUCCAAGCCUUAUGGAGCUUCUCCUGCAAGGGCUUCCGGGCGUGGCGCUGUAUUUCGAUGACAUCUUGGUGUCCACAGACUCACACCAGCAGCUGUUUGAGCGCCUCCGCGCCAUGCUGACCAGGUUCCAGGAGACCAGGCUCAAGGUAAAGAGGUAGAAGUGCCAGAUCGCCGUUCCACAGGUGGAGUUCCUGGGCUGUCUUACCGACGCCUCCGGCCUUCACCUGACGACAUCCAAGAUCCGUGCUAUCCAGCAGGCCCCCAUCCCAAAGAACAAGACGGAGUUGAUAAUAAAAAUGUAUAUAAAAAAAAAAAGAACAAGACGGAGUUGCAGGCGUUCCUGGGGCUGCUGAACUUUUAUAACAUGUUCCUGCCCGACAAAGCCACGGUGGCUGAGCCACUUCACCGACGCCUCAGCACGAAGACAACUUGGUCCUGGGGUCAUCGGGAGACUGCGGCCUUCAACGCAGUCAAGGCUCUCCUUUCAUCGGACAGUGUGCUGGUACAGUACAGUGAAGCCAGGCCGCUGGUCCUUGCCUGCGACACCUCACCUUUUGGCAUCAGCGCUGUCCUUAGUCACCGUUUUCCAGACGGAAGAGAAGCACCGCUUGCCUACUUUUCCAGGACGCUAUCUCCGACUGAACAGAAUUACAGCCAGCUCGACAAGGAGGCACUGUCACUUGUAGCUGGAAUGAAGAGGUUCCAUGAAUACCUCUAUGGCAGGACUUUUGACCUCAUCACCGACCACAAGCCACUCCUGGGCCUCCUUGCCAGUGAUUGACCAACUCCACCGGUCCUCUCGCCGUGCAUGCUGCAAUGGACUGUUUUCCUGGCUGCCUACCACUACCCGGGGAAAUCGAUGGGCCAUGCCGACGCCCUCAGCCGUUGCCCUCUUCCAGCGUUUGUGGAAGACCCUGCUCCUGCUUCAUCGCUCCUCCUGAUUGAGGAUCUUCCGGCAGCGCCUGUAUCGGCUGCCACUGUGGCCUCCGCAUCUGCCCAGGAUCGCACCAUCAGCCAUGUUCUCAACUGGGUGUGGAGGGGGUGGCCACAAGGGCCUUUUGCAUCGGAGUUCCAGCCGUUCGCAACCAGACAACACGAACUCUCGGCUCAUCGCGGCUGUCUGCUGUGGGGAGACCGUGUCGUGAUUCCCCAAAGACUCCGUCAACGCGUCCUUGAGGCUCUGCACUUUGGCCACCCGGGAAUUGUCAAAAUGAAGGCGUUGGCUCGGUGUUAUGUCUGGUGGCCUAACAUGGACGAUGCCAUCACUGCCUGGGUUUCCGCCUGUCAAGCGUGCCGAGAAUCUAGGCCUGCGCCACCAGCAGCUAAGGGACAUACCUGGGAGACGCCCAAGACACCCUGGUCGAGGGUGCAUAUCGAUCUGGCCGGCUCCUUUCACAGCCGGACCUUUAUGGUAGUGGUGGACGCCUAUUCCAAAUGGCUGUAGGUGGCCCUGAUGCCCUCCACCACUACCAAGGCCGUCAUCCGGGUGCUGCGAGGCCUCUUUGUGACGCAUGGGUGUCCUGAUGUCGUCAUCUCCGACAACGGACCGCAGUUCACCUCAGGCACUUUUGAGCGGUACCUUUUGGGACUGGGCAUCCGCCAUGCCCUAACAGCACCAUUUCAUCCAUCCAGCAAGGGGCAAGCGGAAAGAAUGGUGCGCUUGGCAAAAGAGACACUGGUGCGCCUGGAUGAGGGAGACUGGCACGGGCGGGUCGCCAAAUACUUGUUCGUGCCACACAUCACCCCUCAUGCAGCCACAGGGCGGAGUCCUGCCGAACUGCUUAUGGGCCGCUGCCUCAGAUCUCCGCUCGACUGGCUGCACCUGGACUUUGCCGUGGCCGAACCCCCGGGCUGUGCCAACGCGCCUCGGUCCUUUGUUCCAGGAAAUCAGCUCUUUGCCCGGAACUUUGUGGGGGACAUUCCUUGGGUGCCAGCCACAGUAGUUGGAGUCACUGGACCUCGCUCGUACCAGGUGGCACUUGAAGAUGGACGUUUGUGGCGCCGGCACAUAGACCAGCUUAGGCGCAGGGUUGGGGACUUGGACACUACCGCAGUGCCCCCAACUGCGCUCGUGGCUCCGGAACAGACACUUACACAUGGCGAGGCUCCACCUACACCUCUCUCACAAACUGCAGGCGUGGAGCCAAACCAAGCCGCUUCAGAGGGUCUGCCGGACUUCCCACAGACUCAGGCCACUGCCGUGCCUGACAUUCCGCCAACUCCACUUGCGGAUGUUCCACCCACAGCAGCGGAUCCAGGGGACUUGGUUUCAACGCCACCUAGGGUCGCACCACAGCCUCAGCAAGAAUAGGAAGGCCCCCCGGACCUGGGUACCGUUCCCCGGUGGUCUGGCUGAGUUUCCAAGCGCCCAACUUAUUUAAAGGACUAUGUUGUUGGACAUGUAAUACUGGCAGUCUAAUGGAAGUACAGUGGUGCCCCGCAAGACGAAUGCCUCGCAAGACGGAAAACUCGCUAGACGAAAGAGUUUUCCGUUUUGGAGGUGCUUCGCAAAACGAAUCUCCUAUGGGCUUGCUUCGCAAGACGAAAAUGUCUUGCGAGUUCCUGCAGGGUUUUUUCCCUUCCCCCCCUUUUUCUAAGCCGCUAAGCCGCUUAUCCGAUAAGCCGCUAAAAGCCGCUAAUAGCGCUAAUCCGCUAAUCCGUCAAUGGGCUUGCUUCGCAAGACGAAAAAACCGCUAGACGAAGAGACUCACAGAACGGAUUCUUUUCGUCUUGCGAGGCACCACUGUAGGUGAAAUGUAACCGAUAUGCUUUUGUGCCUAAUUGAACCAUUACGUGUAGUGCUGUAUAUAAGGAAACCAUUACGAUUGUAACUAACGCCUUAUCUCGGUGGGGAGGGGUGUUACGUACUGAAGUUCUCACCCUGGGCUAGCAGGGGGAUACUGUAGAUAGUUUUCACUCAGGUCCACAUAUGCAAAUAAGGGAUUGAAAGUGACGUUCAGUGAUUGGAUAGUUACAGAAAAUGGUUACUGUUGCGUUCUAGUGGAGCUCUAUAUAAGCAGGCUGGCUGAACCCUUCAGUUCAGUUCUGUUCUGGCCUGUGAAUAAACAAGAGCUGUUUGAAGAAUCGCUGUGUCUUCUGAUAUGUUCAACCACAACUUAACACUCAGAACAAUCCAAAUAAGACAAUAUGGAUGCUAUAUGUUUAAAAAGAAAUGGAAAAAGUACAGUCAAGAUAGCAUGCAGUUGGGGAGGCAUAAUCAAAGGCAUAAUCUGUAGGUUCCUGCAACACUCAUUCCACUCAGUAGUAAAAGGGCAGCCCUCCAUCUUUCCCAACAUCAGGGUCUUUUCCAGGGAGUCUUCUCUUCUCAUGAGGUGGCCAAAGUAUUGGAGUCUCAGCUUCAGGAUCUGUCCUUCCAGUGAGCACUCAGGGCUGAUUUCUUUCAGAAUGGAGAAGUUUGAUCUUCUUGCAGUCCAUGGGACUCUCAAGAGUCUCAUUUCAGAUUGCAGGGGCGGCUUCAUUUUUAAUUUUCUCCUAUUCAACAAAAUCUCCUUGCCAAUAAACAGCAGGAACAAGCUAGCAAUUGUAAGAUUCUCGCUUGGCCCACUCCCUAAUGUGCUAUUUCUCUGCCCACUGGGAUUUUGGUUUUGGUUUUUUAAUCUAUGAGGAGGUUCAGAAGUGGUAUCUUCCUCCUCAUUCUUAAUGCAUGCAUGUAGGCCAGGCAAGAUCCUUUAUCUGAUCAUUGCUGAAAUCUGCAAGGUGCUGAAUGGGCUUCUGGGAUCUGAUCAGAGCUUGGCUUGGUGCCAAUUGUUUGCAGAAUCUGUCUUCCCUUCUCUGAAAGAUUGUGGAUUUCCUAUUGUGGAAGUAUUCAGCCAGAAUCGAGCUCAAAGUGGUAGGGUAUGAGAAAAAUUGUGAAAUCAGAUCUGCUUACAAACCUGGAUAGGAAACUCAUCUUAGAUAAGUUUACCUGAACUCUCUGAAGGGGAUCAAUUGCUCCUUCACACCUCUAAUCCCCCUCUGCUGUACUCACAAUUGGGUCCAUUAAUGAAUUUUUGGAGUGGAUCUAACCAGGUUUAGGAAUACAUUCUCAUGAGAAAAAGCAAAGGUGCCUAAUUCAUGCCUGCAAAACAGUAUUUCACCUUAGUUUUUUAGUUUGAAAUAAUCUAUUCUCAUUAUAAAACUAUUGUCUAUUCUGUCCAUAACCAUAUUUUUCUACAAGCUUUAAAGCAUUUUUGUGUGUUGCUUCCCCCCUAUGAAACUGCACAAAAAUAUAUAUUUUUGUUUCCUUUUGAUUUUUUUUUAUGUGAUUGCAACAUUUUUUAAAAGAGAUACCCAGUCUAACCCUUACAUGCCCCUGCUUCACUUCCAGCCAUUUUUUUUGGGGGGGGGGGAUUCCCCACGCGUCUCUUACAUAAGCAAAAAUAAAAAUCUCUUGAGGGCUUGAUGCAUGCUACUGGAACACACAAGUGGCUAAAAAUAGCACAAAUGAGUGCAGUCAAGGCUUUUUUGUGCCUGCGGGGGGGGGGGGAUGAGAACAGAGGAAGAAAAGGAACAGUAACCUUUUCUCUCCUGUUUCUCAUCAGCAACCAUCUCGGGAGACGAGGCAGUUUUAUGCACAGCUUAACACGUCUCGCCAAAAUUAAAUGUAUGCAGGUUAAUUAUUGUAAGGAUGCGGUAGAACUACAGCCAAGAUCUCUGUAUCUGGAUAGGUGGGAGACAACUAGAAUUACUGGGCAAGAAGGUAUAAGCAAAAAUGAAGGAACCUGUGGUCGCUCUCCCCCCAGCUCCCAAUAUCCCUGACCAUUGGCCAUGCUGGCUGGGGCUGAUGGGAGUCGGAGUCCAGCAACACCUAGCUCAGUCAGUGGAGCAAGAGGCUCUUAAACUUGGGUUGUGGGUUCGAGCCCCACACUGGGUGAAAUAUUUUUGCAUUCCUAGGGAUUGGACCAGAUGAUCCCCGCGGUCUCUUCCAAUUCUGCAGUUCAAUGGAAAGGAAAUCUGGAGGGCCUCAAGUUCCUUACCUCUGGUCCGAGCUAACUUUUCUCUGAAGGAUAAUUAAUAAUAACAAUAAUAAUAAUAAUAAUAAUAAUAAUAAUAAUUUAUUAUUUAUACCCUCCCCCCUUCUGGCUGGGUUUCCCCAGCCACUCUGGGCGGCUUCCAACAAAAUAUUAAAAUACAGUAGCCUGUUAAACAUUAAAAACUACCCAAAACAGGGCUGCCUUCAGAUGUCUUCUAAAAGUCUGGUAGUUGUUUUUCUCUUUGAUAUCUGGUGGGAGGGUAUUCCACAGGGUGGGUGCCACUACUGAGAAGGCCCUCUGCCUGGUUCCCUGUAACUUUGCUUCUCACAGCGAGGGAACCACCAGAAGGCCCUCAGCGCUGGACCUCAGUGUCCAGGCAGAACGAUGGGGGUGGAGACGCUCCUUCAGGUAUACUGGACCGAGGCCAUUUAGGGCUUUAAAGGUCAGCACCAACACUUUGAAUUGUGCUCGGAAACGUACUGGGAGCCAAUGUAGGUCUUUCAAGACCGGUGUUAUAUGGUCUCAGCGGCCGCUUCCAGUCACCAGUCUAGCUGCCGCAUUCUGGAUUAGUUGUAGUUUCCGGGUCACCUUCAAAGGUAGCCCCACAUAGAGCGCAUUGCAGGAUAACCUUCCAUUCAGAACAGGAAACAUGCAGCUAGUCCAGUCCUGCCUACUUUGGCAGUCGCUCUUUGGGGUAUGAAUUCUUUCUCUCCAUCUCCUGUUCCCUGAUCCUUUUUGAAUAAGUAACCCGGGAACCUCCUGGAACUGAACAGAGAUGGGUGCUUUAAGCAUUGGAGACAAAGCGAAACGAGAGCAUUCACUAAAACGUAACUUUAGAUCUGAAAGUGAAAGUUGCCAUUCCUGAACCUGAGCCGAGAUAGUUAAGGACCAAUAGGGGCCUCCAGCAAAAUGUUGGAAGUGUGGAUUGCUGCCAGCCAACCAGCCAUACCCUUAUCUUCAAUACUCCAUUCCAUCCCUACUCUUUCGUAUAUUUUAAAAUUGUAUUUUUCUUUCCUCCGACCGUCUUCCUUGGCCCCUGAAAACGCUCUGUUCUCAUUGGACUUUUCUGCCCCAUCCAUUUCUGUGGCUUUUGUGGAUGCAUGGUUCUGGCUGUAUAGCCAAAAGCGCUCGUGCCUGAACAUCACUACAAAAGGGGAUGAUAGAUCUUGCUGGCGAUGCUUGCCCUUUGUAAGACUCGCUUCUCAUGGGCCUGACCCUGAUGUGAGGCGUGCCUUUAAGAGGGUCAAACCCCAGAAUUAGGCCAAGACUGGAAAAUGUUGGCACCCCAAGCCCUGUUGAAGUUGCAAGAGGACAUGAGCCCACAGUUAAUUACAGUCGUACCCUGGUUGCCGAACACCUUGGAACUCGUACGUUUCGGCUCUUGAACGAUGGAAAACCAGAAGUGAGUGUCACGGUUUUCGAACACUCCUGCAGCUAAUCAGAAGCUGCGCCUUGGUUUUCAAACAGUUUCAGGAGUCGAACAGACUCCUGGAACGCAUUCUGUUCGAGAACCAGGGUACAACUGUACUUUGACAUAGCAAUUUUAUGUAUGUUUGCUCAGGAGUAAGUUGCACUGUGUUGAGUGAGGCCUAUUCCCGGGUAGCUGUGCCCAGGGCCACAACCUAUAACGAUGUACUCCUAUGCAUCCAUACCUGUGAGUCCUGUUGCAUUCCUGCAUAACAUAGGGUUUCAUAUUGUAUUUAAGCUCUUCGGAAUCCUAACCAGGUGCAAAAAUAAAUUGCUGGUCAUUCAUAUGUGGAAAACAAAGUCAACGGCAGUCAAAAUUUAUUCACCAUGUAUGGAAUAGAAUAAAUUAUCAACUACUCCCUGACAUUAAGUGUCCCAUGCGCCUCUACUGCUCCUUCUCUUAAGAACUAGUUUGGCAAAACAGUUCCAGGAAAAGCAGGGUGUUUUUUGAAUAUCAAACAAUGUUUGGGGAUCUCCCCCCACCACCACCCGCGCAAAAAAAAAAAUCAUGUUGGGUUGGGGAUUUUUUGUGCGAAGGUUGCCUGUUUUUUAAUAUUUAUAUUCCCCGUUUAGGGAAGUUUUUAAUAUUUAAUGCCGUAUUGAUUUUAACACUCGGUUGGAAGCCACCCAGAGUGGCUGGGGAAACUUAGCCAGAUGGGCGGGGUAUAAAUAAUAAAUUAUUAUUAUUAAUUAUUAUUAUAUUGGAUGAAGUUUCUACGCCCGUCUUGCUUCCUGCUGAUAAUCCUCUGGAGUAAAAUUGUUCCGUGGAAAUUUUCAUGACAGGUUAUUUAAAAGUUAGACGGGAAUAUGUGGUGUGCUUUAGAUCCUACCCUCCACCCCCCGCACACACAAACACAUACCAGAGUAAACUGUGAAUUAGGGAGAGGUAUAAAGAUGCAAUCCUGCCCUCUGAUGGCUAGACUGUAUAUUAGUGUUUAUGAAGGAAUGAAUCGAAUCACUUCCUCUAAAACAGCUUAGGGAGGUCUGAGCAUGCUCAGUAGUUGUAGAAAGGUGGCCGUUUGCUUGCUGAGUGAAAAAGAAGAAAAUGGAAGAGGGUAGUGGAAUGAAUGAUUUCCUUUGGGGGAGGGCAUGGUUGGUGGAAUCCCUGAACUCAUGGCUCAGGGCUUUUAAAGGGUAUUUAAGUAUACCUUCCCCAAGAAACCAGAGGCCUUUCUCCUGGGCAUAGUGGGCCAAAUGGUGUUAAAAAAGGAUAGAACUUUCUUUAUGUAUGCAACAACAGCAGCAAGAAUACUCAUCGCAAAGUAUUGGAAGACACAAGAACUUCCCACGCUGGAGGAAUGGCAGAUGAAACUUAUGGACUAUAUGGAAUUGGCGGAAAUGACUGGCAGAAUCCGUGACCAGGGAGAAGAGUCGAUGGAGGAAGACUGGAAGAAAUUCAAAGACUAUCUUCAGAAACACUGCAAAAUUAAGGAAUGUUAGAGUGAUGUUGGAUUGAAAAUAAGUGGUUUCCAGCUGUACAGGUUAAAGUUAAGGAUAGAUUAAGAUUAAAGAUCAAGAUUAAAGAUGUUUAAAGAAAUGGAAAUUUGAUAAUAAAAGGGAAAAAUUUAAAGGUAUAUGACAUUAAGAACAAGGAUUAUGUUUAAAAAGUUGAAGCUAUAUAUUUUAAUAUUUUAUUAAAUUAAAGAUUGGGUUUAAAAAAGUGGAAAAGAAACUGCUGGACAAAUAAUGUAGAUUGGAAUACAAAAGAGGGAGGUAUGAGGAAGUCCAGAAAAUAAGUAAUCUAAAAUUGGGAAUGGAAAAGAGAGUUUGUUUUUAAUUGUUAUGUUUUGUGUUUUUAUUGUUAAAUUUUGUAUUGUUUUUCUGUGUGUGUUGUUUUUUCUUUUUUUUCUUUGUUUAAAACUUUAAUAAAAAUUAUUAAAAAAAAUAAAAUAAAGGUAAAUAUCAGCACCUUAAAUUGGGCCUGGAAAUACAUAGGCCGCCUGUGUAGUUAUGUAAAGUCUCCAUAAUUUGCUCAGAUCUUUUAGCAGCAGUGUUCUGGCAGUCCUAUGCUGUAUCUGUUGCUGUUUCCAAAUCGCCUUCAAAGGCUACCUGACGUAGAAAGCGUUGGUGUAAUCCCACUUGGAUGCAGCUAAGCCAGGUGUGGGGAAUCUUGGUCCCAUCCGGCAGCGCUGUCAGGGAUGGAGUUCUGCAUCCCUACCUGCCCGCGGACUGUCUCGCCAGAGUGGUGCAUGCUCUAGUUAUCUCUCGCUUGGACUACUGCAAUGCGCUCUGCGUGGGGCUACCUUUGAAGGUGACCCGGAAACUACAACUAAUCCAGAAUGCAGCAGCUAGACUGGUGACUGGGAGCGGCCGCCGAGACCAUAUAACACUGGUCUUGAAAGACCUACAUUGGCUCCCAGUAUGUUUCCGAGCACAAUUCAAAGUGUUGGUGCUGACCUUUAAAGCCCUAAACGGCCUUGGUCCAGUAUACCUGAAGGAGCGUCUCCACCUCCAUUGUUCUGCCCGGACGCUGAGGUCCAGCGCCGAGGGCCUUCUGGUGGUUCCCUCACUGUGAGAAGCCAAGUUACGGGGAACCAGGCAGAGGGCCUUCCCAGUAGUGGCGCCCGCCUUUGACAUCCCACCAGAUGUCAAAGAGAAGAAUAACUACCAAACUUUUAGAAGACAUCUGAAGGCAGCCCUGUUUAGGGAAGCUUUUAAUGUUUAAUAGGUUAUUGUAUUUUAGUGUUUUGUUGGAAGCAUCCCAGAGUGGCUGGGGAAACCCAGCCAGAUGGGUGGGGUAUAAAUAAAUUAUUAUCAUCAUCAUCAUCAUCCCUGGACUAAGGCAUGUGCUGCUGAGGCCAGAUUUGAUUUCUCCAGGUGUGACUGAAGCUUCUAGAAGCAGCUGUUGGACGUUGUCUCUCAUAUCACUAGAACUCAGGAUGUUGGACUACAUGGGACUUGGGCCUGAUCCGGCAGGGCUCUUCUUAUAUUAAGAUUCAAGGAGCACCCACUAGACUAUGUACUUGGUCUUCCAUGGGGAGUUCAGGUUGUAUGCCUGCAGCCAGGUAAUGAGAAGGCAGCCCUGUUCAGGGAAGUUUGUAAUGUGUGACAUUUUAGUGUAUUUUUUGUCUUUGUUGGAAGCCGCCCAGAGUGGCUGGGGAAACUCAGCCAGAUGGCGGGGUACAAAUAAUAAAUUAUUAUUAUUAUUAUUAUUAUUAUUAUUAUUAUUCCAAGUGGCAGAUUGAAGUGCUUGCUUGGCGAUGUAUCUAUGACUUGCUGUUUAGAAUAAAAUCUUUAAAAAUCUUCUCACUCACUUGUGCAUUGUAUUGCCUCUGAAUCUCAUUAUAAAAGAACCACCUUGCAUUUGGCAAGACCUUUCCAUAAUUUCUUUUUCCGGGCGUUUUUCUUUCUCCAGAUAUGCUGGCAGAAGCCUUCCAAGCGCUGUCCUUCGAAGUCCACUGUUGCCUCUUCCCGAGUGUGGAGUCCUUGGUGCGCGAGCUGUUCGAGGUCGCGAGGCUGAAGCAACACAAGGACUAUGACUGCUUCGUUUGCGUCCUCAUCAGUCGAGGGAACGAGCAAGGCAUCUUCUGCACAGACCAGGGUGCUCCUGCGUUCUCCCUGGAGAGGUUGAAGAAUUUCUUUACUGGCGAUGCGUGCGUUUAUCUCUCGGGGAAACCCAAGCUGUUCUUCGUCCAGAACUAUGUUGAGCGCGGAAGCAGGCAGGAAAAUACCAGCUUAAUAGAGACAGACGGAGAUCUGUGUACCAUUCCGCAAGGAGCAGACAUUCUCUGGAGCCAAUGUAUGCUGGAUGCAGCAUACCUGGAGGGAUCGCAGAGUACAUCCUCUUACUACCUGUCUGCUCUAGCUGACCUCCUGACUGAGCCACACAAAAGGUAGAAAGUUGGAGGGGGGAAAGGCUUUUUUCUCAACGUGAACAACAGCAAAGUAGCAAUUCCACUUUUCCUAUGGGUGGUUCCUGUGUUGCAUUUUUGUAUGAGUGCAGAAAAGGAUGGAAAUAUGGGAAUGGUUGCAGAACAUACCGUAUUUUUCACUCCAAAGGACGCACCAGAACGUAAGGCGCACCUAGUUUUGGGAGGAGGAAAAGAAGAAAAAAUUAUUCUGAAUCCCAGAAGCCAGAACAGCAAGAGGGAUCUGGCUUCUGGGAUACCGUGUGGCUGUUCUGGCUUCUGGGAUAACCGCGCCAAGCCUCUUCAGGGCAGCGGGAUGAAGGCUCCCCCUGCCAGAAGAGGCUGCGCAGGGCUAAGGCAGAAGCCAGGACGGCGCGUCGCUGAAGGGGCGCUGCGCAGUUCUCCUUCUCUGAGAGGGAGAACUGCACAGUGCCCCUUCUGAAAAGCUGGAGAAGGAACAGAAGGAGUCCCUUCUGUUCCUCCUCCAGCUUCCGGAACAGGCGCGUCACUGAAGGGGCUCUGUGCAGUUCUCUCUCUCUGCGCAGCGCCUCUCCUUCACGGGAGAGGCGCUAUGCAGAGACGGAGAAGGCGCAGCGCCCCUUCAGCGAAGCUGGAGAAGGAACAGAAGGAGACCCUUCUGUUCCUCCUCCGGCUUCGCAGGACAGGCGCUGCACAGAGAGGGAGAGCUGCGCAGCGCCCUUCAGCAAAGCGGGAGGAGGAACAGAAGGGUCUCCGUUCCUCCUCCCGCUUCGCUGAAGGGGCGCUGCGCAGCUCUACCUCUCUGCGCAGCGCCAUUCGCACUCACAUUUCCCCUUACUUUUUAGGAGGAAAAAAGUGUGUCUAAUGGAGCGAAAAAUACGGUAACCCUCUGAGAAACUGCUUUCACUAUAUAUAUAUAUAUAUAUAUAUAUAUAUAUAUAUAUAUAUAUAUAUAAUUUUAUUUAGUUUUUCAGAUUUUAGAAAUUUACAAUCGAUUAUCCAACAACCAACAUAAAAAGAGAAUUUCAAAGUAUCUCCUGAACUUCCCUCCUCCCCUUUGUGGGUCCUUGUAUUAACCCUUUCCUCCUGCAUCUUUUCUAUUAAUCCAAAUCUUUUAAAUUAUUAUUACUGUUAUUAAUUUCAUUUCUAUACCGCCUUAUAUUUUUAAGAAAAAUCUCAAAGCGGUUUACAGCAUAUUAAACAUCAGUAAAAACAAUCCAGGAUCAAAUAUUUCUGAAGAAAGUCCAAUAUAAAGUAUACAGUCAAAGCAACAUAAUGAACAGGAAACUAAAAUAUUAUCUGAAAGGUUUCAAAAUAAAACAUUACAAAGGAGGUCAACUACAGAAUACCUAUUUAACACAAACAAAGUUAACAAAAAAAAAGAAUCUUAAACAUUUCGAAAGAAAACAUUGCUAAGUGAAGUCAAAUAUAAAAUGCACAUUUAAAACAGCAUAGUGCAUACCCAAAAUUCAACACUGAACUACAAGUGUUAUUCCAAUCCUGCUAGUGGUUUUAAUUGUUUACAAUGGUUUUUAAGGUAAAUUAUGUAUUUUCCCCAUUCCUUAUUAAAAUUUUGGUCUUCCUGAUUUCUGAUUCUUCCAGUCAUUUUUACCCAUUUGGCACAGUCCAUCAACUUAAUUUGCCAUUCUUUGCUGUCUUCUUUCCAUCUCUGGGCAAGUAAAAUCCGAGUGGCUGUUGUCGCAUACAUACCGGUAAAUAGUCUUUUCUGAUCCGUUGGAAUUUCGGCACCUAAGGAACUGCUUUCACUUAAAAAGCCAAGGUUCUAGCCCAGGGGUCAGCAAACUUUUUUAGCAGGGGGCCGGACUAUAUUUUUUUAAAAAAAGAACCCAAUUCCUAUGCCCCACAAAUAACCCAGAGAUGCAUUUUAAAUAAAAGGACACAUUUUAUUCAUGUAAAAACAUGCUGAUUCCUGGACCAUCCGUGGGCCGGAUUUAGAAGGCGAUUGGGCCGGAUCCAGCCCCCGGGCCUUAGUUUGCUUACCCAUGUUCUAGCCGUUAUAGCACUGGAGAGAGGAACCAGGAGCAUUGUAAAGGGGUGGUCUAAAGGAGCUUUGAGCUCCUGCCUCCCUUCCUCAUUUUUAAAAACAAUCUCCUUUUCUUUCCUCCCCCUCCCCCCGCCCUUUUGCUUUGCUUAUGGAGCAUAUUGCAAAGCACACCAUCUUAAAUUGUGAUACGCUCCACUAUGUCCGGUGCCAAAAUAUUACGGCAAAGUCAAGAGUUGGAAAUUACUUUUUACAGAUUGCUAUGUGGCUAUUGACAACUGUCACUCUUUUCCUCCCCCUUCUUCCCUUACAGGAAGUUGCAUCUGUUGGAUAUCCUGGUGGAGCUGAACAACAGAGUUUAUUCGCGGAACAGGACUCACCCUACGGAACAGUAUUUUGUCAUGUUGAAGCAUACCCUAAGGAAAAAGCUUUUCCUCUCUGACACCUAA